UGCUCAUUUUUUUGUGUAUAAAUACCUGCACCUGAUACCUGCAUAUCACACCUGUGCACAAUUGUCUGAUGAUCUUGCGGCGACCAAACACAAAGACAAGAAUGCAGACCGCAACAGUAACUCUCCUGGUCAUGGCUGCAGUCCUCUGGAGCAACACUGAAGCUUUUUCAGACGCAGCUGUGGACUGCUGUCUAACCACCAAGGACACUCGUAUUCCAAUACAGAUUGUUGCAUCCUACUUUCACCAAACCACAGAAAGUGGUUGUGCCAUUCCAGCUACUGUAUUUAUCACAAAAAAGGACAAGAAACUGUGUGCUCCACCAGAGAAAAAUGGCUGGAUUACCAAGAUCAUCACACACUUAGACAAGAAGAAGAAAACUUCUCAGUAGGAGCACAGAUGAAAAAAAAACUACCACUCUUCAAACUCUUAGUUCUGCUCUCGUUAGUUCUGUGACAUCUCACAGACAUCUUCAAAGCUAAAUCAGACAUUUAGCAGAAGUUGUGCAGGUCUUCUUCCUUGAAACCGUUUUCUAGCUCCUGAUAACAAAAAAAACCCUAUUCUGGUUUCGUUUUCCUGCCUCACAGAUGGGAGCCGAGGAUGAUGACCUUGUAACUGCACUGAGCAGCACUGGACAGACAGGAAGUGACUACUCUUAAUCAUUAACUAAAAGUUAUUUACAAAGUGUUUUGGAAAUCAUGCAGAUUUGGGGAAUGCAUGGUGGUCAGACUUUGUAAAUGAUUAAAAGCGGCUAUGCUAUUUGUUUAUAUUUGACUGUAUUGUUUUACUGUAGCAAUUAUGAGUCUCAUACAUUUGCAUGAAUCAUCCUGUAAGCUGUGUCUGUAUUUUUAGAACUUCUAUUAAUGUAUGUAGCAUA
Sinocyclocheilus anshuiensis is the source of this 875-nucleotide messenger RNA. RefSeq names its product C-C motif chemokine 19-like. Gene Ontology annotation, molecular function: chemokine activity. The record is from RefSeq and is a predicted model, not a curated record. Lineage: Eukaryota; Metazoa; Chordata; Actinopteri; Cypriniformes; Cyprinidae. Bases 69 to 389 code for a protein of 106 amino acids. Gene Ontology annotation, cellular component: extracellular region. The transcript has 3 exons. Gene Ontology annotation, biological process: immune response.